Exophiala aquamarina CBS 119918 is the source of this 1062-nucleotide messenger RNA. RefSeq lists its product as uncharacterized. NCBI's taxonomy places the organism in Eukaryota, Fungi, Ascomycota, Eurotiomycetes, Chaetothyriales, Herpotrichiellaceae. The record is from RefSeq and is a predicted model, not a curated record. The transcript has a single exon. Gene Ontology annotation, molecular function: protein binding. The annotation marks the transcript as partial.
ACCCUGCAGGAGCUGGGCAUCGAGAAUUUGAGGACUGCCGAGCGCAUUUUUCGCUUGCAACGCACACGUCUUCUUGAGGUGGGAUCUUCUCCUGCGUCGGCGGCUCAGUUGGCUAAAACCAGCGACAAAUGGAAGAGUAAAUAUGCAGAGCAUAUGAGCACCGUCGAGGCCGAGUUAAUGACCAGCCACAGGGUUUUGGGAGCGUUGUUUUAUGCCGCUGCCAUGACCGAUCUUUCCACGUAUAAUCAAGCGAGUUAUUGGGAAAUGGGGAAGUUCUCUCUACAGAUCGCUUUUGAAUUCGAUUACGAAGAUGCUGCUAUUGCGUUUGCGAGAAUCGAGCUCAGAGCCAAUGGCUUGCGGCCGAAAGGAGAUCCUCAAUCGCUCCUCAAGCCCGUUGAUCUACCGCCCAAAAUCCUGGGAUAUAUUCAUCGGGCUGCCAUGUCCAGGUCAGAUUGGCGAGCCAUGUCCCUUUAUCUGGAUUACGCGUUGAGGAAGCCACAGAAUAAAGUGACUGCACAAAAUUCUUAUCAGAUUGCAGUUGACCUUUCAAGGAUGGCAGGUCCCAGCUCGACCAAUGUGGACGAUGUCAGCCCCUCAGAGCGCUAUGAACUACCUUGGUUUCAACUCCAGAAAGCCGCGGACGAAUACUAUGCUCACUUACCUGAAGACAGUCCUGAGGCGGCGAGUGUACAGCAAAUGUACGUCAAGGCUCUAAAUACUGGCAGGGAUAGGUGGAAUGAUAGCCGAGCUGCCGAACUUCUUCUGAGAAACACUGACGAAAUCACGCCGGGUUCUACAAGAUGGGUCGAAUUAUUAACUCAAGCUGCGAUGCAAGGCAAUCCAGACUCCUGUUUCAAGUUGGGCCACUAUCUUCUCAGGCAAGAAGGCUGGCAUCCCGAUUGCCUAGGGAGCACGCGUCCACAAUCCCGGACAAGUUUUUGGUGGAUCGAGUUGAGUGCAUAUGCUAUGAGACACUACCCCGUAUGGGCAAGACAGCGAUACCUCCUUCUUGCGGUACUCCUGCGUGAGAACGGUUUCGAGAAGGAAGCAAAGUCCUAUCUC